AUGAAUAAUAAUAAUAAUAAUCAUAUUUUUAACAAUAUUAAUAAUUAUAAUAUGAAUAAUAAUAAUAAUACAACAGUUGAAGAAUUACCAAAAUCAAUAAAUUUAAAAGAUUUAAUAAAACAUUUAAAAAAAGAUAUUAGGAAUGCAAAUUUAAUAGCUAAUGAAUCAAUUAUAGAAAAUUCAUUAUUAGAUAAAGAGAUUAGAGGGAAUUUAUUUCCAAUUCUUCAUAAAAUAUUAUUAAAUACACCAAAAGAAAUUGUAUCUUUAAAACCACAUUCAACAAACAAGGUAAAUAGUAAUAACAGUGGUAAUAACAGUAACAGUAAAUCAAAUUCAGUAUCACAAGGAUUUUUAUAUUUGUUUGAUAAAUCUUCAUCAAAAUUAUAUUUACAAGAUAAUAUAAAAUGGAUUAAAGCAAAGGCAAAUGUUCGUAUGGUAAUCAUUGAUGAACAACGUGGUAUUUAUAAAUUAAAAACCCACAAGAAAGAUAUUGGUGAACCAGUAUUAAGAAGACAAACAUUUAAUGGUAUUUGCGAAAAUGGUAUAUUCUGGAGAAGAUAUGAAUAUAAAUUGGUUAGAAAAGAACUAUAUAAUAAAGUAGUUUUAGAUGACAACAAUAACCAUUAUAGCUAUAAUGAAGAUAGUAACAACGGCAGUGAUGAAGAAGAUACUGAAAACUCUAUAAAUGAAAGAUUUAUAGUUCAGGAUUGGCCAAUAUUUGUACAUUAUUUAACAAAACCAUCGUCAGAAUCAAUUCCAAAUGAACAGGAUUCAGUAAAAGAAACUAUAACUAAUAAUAAUAGUAACAAAAAUAGUAAUAACAGUAGUAGUAAUACCAAUAAUAGUAAUACACAACCAACACCCAAGAAAAGAGAUUUAUCUUUAAAUAAUAUUUUUGGUUUUUUAAAAAAGAAAAAAACAGAUGACAAUAGUAAUAAUAAUAAUAAUGGGUUUUUAGAUGGAACAUCACCAAUACUACAACAACACCACAAUCACUUUUUUAAUCCAUCAACACCCAAUAUUUUUAUACCAAACUCACCAGAGCUAUCAGAUACACCAAAUUAUUUAACAGAUUAUUCAUCCAUUCACUCAAAUGUACCAAACACAAGUAAUAAUACGCCACCUAUAUCCUCAGAAAGGAGUAGCUCAAACAACAUAUUGGAUGAAAAUUACAUUUUAAAUUUUGCUGAUAAUUGGACUUUUUCAAAUUUAAGUAGUGCCAAUUUAUUCCCAGAAAUACCAAAUACAGUACAUAAUACCAUAAGUAAUGAUUUAAAUUUACAGUCAUUACACCAACAGCAAAUAUUAGCAACAACAACAACAACCACUACAUCCACAUCCUCUGGGACUGAGAGUUCAAUUAAUAUAGAAAAUUUAAACAAUAUUAAUAACGAUUUAAAUAACAAGAAUUUGAAUAGUAACAGCAUUACUAAUAAUAUAGAUAAUAACCUGAUUACUGGGAUUAAUAAUGAAAAUAAGAAUAAUGAUAUUAAUAAUGAUAAUAACAAUUUAAAUAAUGAAAACAAUAACAAUAAUACCAAUUCUAAUAGUCCAUAUAUUGUAUCAUAUUCACCAGAUACAUCACCAGCUUUAGAACAAAAUAAAAUUAUAUGUUUUGUUAGUGGUUUCAAAUGUUUUGAAAAAAAAACUAUAAUGUAUACUUCAUUUUGGGCCGUUUUUGAUGGAAACCUAGAAAUUUUAGCCUUACCCAUCUCAAAGAAUGUAUUGGAAUUUACAUCUCCAAUUUAUGGUGAAGCCUCUAUUUGUCAUUUUAACAUUGUAUGUAAAGAAAAUAGCUCCAAAAGAAUUAUAGAGCAAACUCCCUCAGUUACUUUCUGUUUUACACCCUCGGAUCUCAGUUCAAAAUUAAAAAUCUCUUUUGAUCGUUGUAAAAUUCAAACCCCAAUAGCAAUUAUCCCAAAAUUUAGACAUUCUGUAAAGCAUUUGGAUUUAUCAAAUAACUCAAUAACAAAUGUAGAUUUUUUAAAUGGAUUUUAUAGAUUAGAAACAUUAAUUUUACAUAAUAAUAAAUUAACUGAACAUAUAGUUUUUCCAAUUUUACCAACACUACAAAAUUUAGAUUUAUCAUCAAAUAAAAUAAUGUUUCCAAAACCAGGUAGCAGUAAUAAUAUAUACACUUUAUUUUGCUUCAGACUAUUUCAAUCAGCACCCUCUUUAUUGACUUUAAAUUUACAAAAUAAUGAGGCAUAUCCAUUAGCACCACAUCAUCAUUAUAAUUAUAGAAUCUAUAUUAUAUCAAAGUUUCAACAACUAAUUAAAUUAGAUGAACAAAUUGUCACUGAAGAAGAAAGAAGACAUUCCGAUAAUAUAUUUGAUUUUAAUUAA
Messenger RNA from Dictyostelium purpureum, 2346 nucleotides. RefSeq lists its product as uncharacterized. Gene Ontology annotation, molecular function: protein binding. The record is from RefSeq and is a predicted model, not a curated record. NCBI's taxonomy places the organism in Eukaryota, Evosea, Eumycetozoa, Dictyosteliales, Dictyosteliaceae. The transcript has 3 exons. The coding region runs from base 1 to 2346 and encodes 781 amino acids.